Molecule: messenger RNA, 714 nt
Organism: Gongylonema pulchrum
Lineage: Eukaryota; Metazoa; Nematoda; Chromadorea; Rhabditida; Gongylonematidae
Source: the annotation of a GenBank genome assembly
AUGGCAGCUGGCCUGAGCGAUGAGGAAAUCGUCGAAAGUGCCUUUGCAACAACCACUACGGUAUUUUCUACGGAAUUUGGGAAUGCACUGGAUUCAUUUCAAGAUGCUAUCAAAUGUUUAUCAGAGUUUGCAUGCAACGCAAACUUCCCAGAUAUUUCGAUGGAAGCAAUACGAUUGAUACGGCUCUGCGCAACUUAUGUUUCGGAGAAUCAACGGCAAUUCGUCGAGCAUCAGUGGGAAGAUGGUGCAAAUUUACAGGAUGCACAACGGAUUUUCUUGCGUGGCUGGUUCCCGAUAAUGUUUGAAUUAUCCUGUAUCAUUGGGCGAUGUAAAUUGGAUGUCAGGACAAGGUUUGUUUGCAUUUCCCACAGUAGCAGUUCGAGUGGUCCUGGUACCCUUAUUUUUGCUGCCUGGCCAAUUAUUGAUGGCAGCCUUUUGGCUCAUUUUUAUGCAUUUUUUGCAGCUAUGCAAUACAGAAAACGCAUAUUGAUGAGAGGUUGUCUGUGUGUUCGUCUGUACCGAUUUUUCAUCUCGAGACCGACAAAAGAUGCAGGGCUGAAACUUGGGGACAUAAUCUACAUAAACGUACGAGCCCCCAUCCCCAAAAUUGGCGCCAAAACCUCGCCAAAACCCGUCAAACCAGCUGGCAGCAACAGCAGCUGGCAGCAACAACAGCAGCUGGUAGCAGUAACGGCUGGCAGCAGCAGCAGCUGA